AUGACUUUAAUUUGUUACAGCACCAAAGAAGAUUCAGAUUAUAGAUUAUAUAUUCUAAUAUUAGAUGAAAGAUUAAGCGCGACGAGCGGCGGCACGGCCCCUUCCUGCAGCACGGCCCUACAGUGCUUGGCGCUCCCAACGCACAUCUGCAGAAGCACGGCGGCCGCGUUCUCCUUCCCCCUGUGGGACCCGCUCUCCACCACCUCCACCAGCGACCCCACCGCCCCUUCCUCCCUCCCCACCGCCGCGCACCCUUCCCCCACCGUCGUCAGGUGCCGCACCGCCCCCGCCGCCACGAUCCUCGCCUUGUUCUCGUGGCAUAUCGAAAGGUUGAAGAGCGCUGUCGCCGCGUCCUUCUUCCCCCGGACGCUCCCAUUCCCCAAAAGCUCCACCAGCGCCCGAACGGCCCCCGACCGCCCGAUCUUCACUCGGUACUCUUCGAUAAGCGAGAUGCUGAAAAGGGUCGCCGCGGCAUUUUCUCGGGCGAUCGAGUUUCCGGUCGAGAGCACGUGGAUGAGCGGGUCGAGAGCACCUUGGCAAGCGAUCCGGGCUUUGAUGUUGUCGUUGAUCGAGAGGUUGAGGAGGGCCGUGACGGCGUGCUCCUGCACUUCCCGGGCUUCGGAUCGGAGGAGGGAGAUGAGCGGGCCGAUGGCCCGGUUUUCGUCGAUGAUGGCUCGAUUCUCCCGGUUGUGCCUCGCGAGGAGACGGAGCUCUCGGGCGCACGCGGCUUGCUUGUCGGUCGAAGGGCUCGUGAGGCCCUCGACGAGCUUCUCGACGUGCGAGGCAGUGGUCAGCUCGUCGUGUGUCAACUCGGAAGGAGAUUUUGUAUCGCCUGCACUAUCCGGAUUUUUGCUCGGCAACCUUGAACUCUCGAUCUCGGCUGUCGGGGUGUAG
Striga asiatica is the source of this 894-nucleotide messenger RNA. The record is from the annotation of a GenBank genome assembly. NCBI's taxonomy places the organism in Eukaryota, Viridiplantae, Streptophyta, Magnoliopsida, Lamiales, Orobanchaceae.